AGAGGAUUCGCAUAUUGCAGUUGAUGGUCAUACGUAACAGAUCGAGCAGGCCUCCAGGCCUCUAGGGUUAUUCUCGAUCAGCACAACAGACUCCCGUUCCCAUUUUCCCCUUGUUUCCCUUCCUUGUUCAAUCCAACAGAAGUCUCGUUGGAAGCUCUAAAAAACAACGUUAGGACCCCAUAAAUGCAGAAAGUCAUUCCUCUUCGGCUCGUUGAUACUCUCCUUGUGGAUCCUUCGAGCGCGGUACCUGCAUCAGAUGCGCUGUCAUCCCUAGACUAGUAAGUACGCCAAAACCGUAGAGCAGGAUCAGGUCAAGGGUACUGGCAGACGCUUGGUGAACCCACCCCCGAUUCGACGGGAUAUCACUUAUUACAUCUGCAACCCUGAUUGCAGGCCCCCGUCUCUUUUUCCUCGACCUUAUCGGACGAAAUGAUCGGGCAGUGUAGACGACUACGAAGUGUCUUCCGUCAUUCUGGUAUCACAACGCAUGUUGUUUCGCCCUUCUCACCCCUUUCUCCUAUCAGACCCUCUUAUCCCCUCGCAUCCAGGAUAAUACGUAGCCAUGGACCGUCCUACCCUCCAAACCCCUAAGACGGGUCGCUCGCGUUUCUCAAAAGCGUUGCCUGCCCCUCCACCAGAGUUGGAAGAUGACAAGCCACCGAAGGCUUCUCGAGACCCUCCAUCUUCGACGUACUCGCCAUUCCCGCCCAGGAAGGAUAGUGUUAGCGUAAGGACCAACACCAGCAUCAGCCAGAUCAGUCCAAGUAUCAAGUCGGAUUUGAAUUCGCCUCUACCCUCGCUGCCUCCCACUAACACCAUCAACACUAAUAUAAUGGCACCCACUGUUUUGCAAACGCAGACUCGGUCUAUUCCAAGGAAGCCGGUGGGACUGCCUGCAAAUCCAGCCCCGGUGGCUGGGGCUAGCGCUGCGAAAUCUAAGAAGAUGAAGCGCGUCUCUUCCAUAUCAAGUCUCUUAUCGGCCUAUUCCAAUACCUCGUCGGACUCUGUUCAGCGGUCGUCGCAAGGCAGUGUCUUCACAAAGGAUAGCGAACCAUCAAAUUCACCCGAACGGGAGGGAAUGAAUGAUCCCCAACAGUCGCUGUCAAAGACUUUGCCGGUACUUCCAAGCAAUCCAUACGCAGAUGAGCUGCCGUCAGUGACGGAUGAGAUAAUAGCAGCGGACUUCCCACCGCCGCCACCAUUGAAAGACCCAACUCGACCGGGUACGCCUUCGAGUUCCCGGCCCGUAGAUUCAUUCCCGGCACCACCCCGAUCUGGUACUCAAGAUGGAAGCCCUGCGUCAGCGACACCUAAACCCGUAGGUGAUUCACCACCGAGAAAAGAGAUCUGGCGUCGGCGUGCGUCAGUCAAGUCAGACCGAAGCCUGCUCGUCCCGGAGCUCAAAUUAGCUGAUUCACAUGGUUCUACCGCAUCCACAAUCACUUCACAGCCUCCAGCUGCUAACACCGCCAAUACCGAUCUUCUUCCACCACCACCAAUUACACAAACAAGUAGCAACACCACUUCUCCGUUGCCUCCCAGAAGCGCUUCACUUCCCGGAAGGAAUAUUCGGCCAACUAAACCUGAACCGCAACAAGAAGACGAGAUGCACAGGCUUUCGUCAAAGCUCAAGGGGCUCACCACCCGAAGCGAAAAUGCUAAGAAACUCGCUAAAACGCCCAACAGCUCUACCGGAACUAAGGAUGAGUUGGCUAAGUCUGCGUCUAAGGCGCAACCCGAGAUGAACCCCGCCGCUCCUAUUAAAGAUCAGCCCAAGGUGGAGCAGUCUAUUAAUGCAUCCAGAACUCCAGCUGAGACGGUUGUCCAUGCGCCUAGCCCGGCUACCGCGUCGCCGGAACCUCCCCCAAAGGAGUCCGCGCAAAAGUCAAUUUCGCGCCGACCCGUCGGAAGUCCUGUCGAGACCCAAAAACCGGAGGUCCAUAAGAAGGGAAGCUCGUCCGAUCUAAGAAUGCAGAACCUUGGACUCCCACGUCACCCACGAUCUGCGCGAAGCAACUCAUCGUUGCGCUCACCCCAGACCACUCAUGAUGUUCAAGAGGCCGUGAGACCUAGGGUAGUACCGCAACCGCAACCGAUCCCAACUAUCGAGAUGACUACCACGAUGCCGGCCGACUCUAUUGAGCCGAUGAAGAAGCCUGAGCUCUUCAACAUCGUGACGGCGCUGAACGAACCCAGCAUCUCGCCGAAUCUGAUGGCGGCCGAUCGCAAGCCUUACCGUAGAGUUUCUCCAGAUAUGCACGCUACCAACCUCAGUGACAUUGGCGAGUCUAUGGAGAACGUUACCCCGGAACAUGCGGAGAAAGUGAACGAGGCGCUAUCUCGCUUCCCUCGAAAUAUUAGUCAGAACUUUGCGCCGACCGAUGCUGUCUGGCAAGCUCCUCCUAUUACCUCUCAACAUCACAACUGCUACGUGCGCCAUUCUAAAUGGGUUCCGGUUAAGAACUCCAACUAUCCAUUGGCGUGUCAAACAUGUAGCGUCCAGGACACCAACUCGCGCAAGACUUGUUCCUGGUGUAAUUUGCGCGUGUGUUACGGAUGUCACGAGAGACUUAUGGGCCGCUACAAGGCCGACCUCCGGGCGUUGAUGCAGAAUAUGGAGACAGACCAGAUCGAGGAGAAGCGCCGUGAGAAAGGGAAGCAAACGAGUGCUGCCUAAACCAUCUCCUUUUUCGGGCUGUUAUGUUCGGCUCAAAUGCCGCAUAUCGUUGACAUCGACUUCGUACACUACCAUUUCUCUACUUCGACUUUUCUUGACACUUCGAAUUUACCUUGGCGGUUUUUCCUUUUCGACAUUCACCGUAUCUCGAGUACAGAAGUUUUCUAUACAAGAAACACUCUCUAUGCUCGACGAUUCGUCUAUUCUAUUCUUGAAGGAUUAUGGCCAGAAAAGAGUAAAAAGGGGGGGCUUUGCAUGCGGACUGAGGCGUUUAUUGGUACGAUGAUACCACUAUGCGAUCACCAUUGAUCGAUGUAUAUAUGGCGUGAAUAGGAUUCAUAGGCCAUGAUCCUAUGCUUUUGAGGAAUAGGGGACAUACUACGAAAAAGGAGGCAAAUGGAAAGAGCACAAUGGGGAUUCCUGGCUUGAAGCCGGACGAUGAUACCUUUUGCUAUAAAUGAAUUGAAGUGAUCAAUAAUUCAA
Annulohypoxylon truncatum is the source of this 3160-nucleotide messenger RNA. RefSeq lists its product as uncharacterized. Bases 563 to 2677 code for a protein of 704 amino acids. The record is from RefSeq and is a predicted model, not a curated record. NCBI's taxonomy places the organism in Eukaryota, Fungi, Ascomycota, Sordariomycetes, Xylariales, Hypoxylaceae. The transcript has a single exon.